AUAGGGCCCCUGCCUGGAUGUGGCCUAUGGAUUACAAAUCUCGGUAAUCUUUGCCCAGGUUCUAAGUUCUAACACAUCUGAUUAAUCCAAAUAAAUAUUUUUUAUGUCACUGUAACACACAGUCUCUACCAUUUAAUCAACCUUUGCCUCUAAGCACAAUUUUUGACUUUAAUCCGCUUACUUGAUUGAUCAAGAACCGAUGACACAUUUCCUUAUCAUAACUUCAACUGUGGCAAGUGUCAAAUGUAAUUUUAAUUUUUUUUGUCUAUAAAAAAUUCUCCCUCAUAACGGUGUCCAAAAUCAUCUGCGAAAUCAUCUGAAAUGUUAAUGAAAUGAAAAUGAUGCGCUCACUCAGUUUUCACCUUUUAACAGAACCGAAAUUUGGCAGGUCUAAGCGAAUCAAAAUUUGGGCGAAUGGCGACAGUCAAUGUUAUGAAUUCAAUAUCAAUCCUAGGAAUUAUCGCAGUUGGACUGCGGUGCUUUUGGACGUUACGAAUGUCAUAAAACCAAAUUUUGGGGCAGUUAGAAAAUUAUUAGCUCUAAGUAAGAUGCAGGUUAUAGAUUGUUUUGAAGAUUUGAACCCCGAUGAGAAAUACGUCGCUCUUGGAACAAACUGCAAAUUCAAACAGCCUCCUGGAGGGUACAAAACCACUGCCGAAAAGGAGGUAGUCCUAAAGAAAAAAGGUACGAAAAAGCUGUACACUGGCGAUAUGAACACGAAGGCGGAACCUUUUCUCAUGGAGACGAAGCGAAAAAAUCUAACCAUAGUUUACAUGGUGGUGAAUGGAAGAACUAAUCAAAUUCCCGAAAAAGUUGUAUUCAAUGAGGCUGAUAUGAAAAAAUGGGACAUCAUACAUAAAUAUUUGACUAAUGUACUAGAUAUACCGGAAGGAAUUAGUAAAAUUUGCACUAUAUUCGGGCAAGUGUUGAGGAAGCCCAGCGAAUUCCAACACGGGUAUUUGUACGUAGCUGUACCUUUCCAAGAAUCAUUCGUUUUGAUGAAUUACGCCGAUUGUCUAAGGGGUGCAAAUAAACACAGAAGCAGCUAUACAAUGUCAAUACGACCAGCUUCUACUGUAGGUACCAAAACUGCUACUUCAUCGAAACCGGGAGAUGGAAAAGAUGUCAACAACAAAACCGGGAGCUCAGUGAUAUCUGAACCUCCUCAACUUGGUAAAAAGGACUCGUUCUCGAAAAUUGGUUUCGUUUAAUCGAACUGGUUAUUUAUUUAUUUUAUCACAGAUACGAUAAAUUGUAAGAUAUGAUGUGAUAUUUGCAUUAUGAGAAAAUUAAGACUUU
This is a messenger RNA of Psylliodes chrysocephalus, 1299 nucleotides long. The record is from the annotation of a GenBank genome assembly. Lineage: Eukaryota; Metazoa; Arthropoda; Insecta; Coleoptera; Chrysomelidae.